Molecule: messenger RNA, 8593 nt
Organism: Strongylocentrotus purpuratus (purple sea urchin)
Lineage: Eukaryota; Metazoa; Echinodermata; Echinoidea; Camarodonta; Strongylocentrotidae
Product: muscarinic acetylcholine receptor M1-like
Exons: 1
Coding region: 63-1790 (575 amino acids)
Biological process (GO): adenylate cyclase-activating adrenergic receptor signaling pathway
Cellular component (GO): plasma membrane
Molecular function (GO): G protein-coupled acetylcholine receptor activity
Source: RefSeq, a predicted model, not a curated record
CCUUUCCUUUCCCUCUGCAGUGAGUAGCUGACUGGUUGGCUUGGCUUGCCUCACGAGUGGCUAUGCCGCAAACCCUGAGCCCUAUAUCAGCCAUAUCCACGGCUGUUGUCGAUGGAUCCUACAACGACUACUACAACAACUCACUCUUCAACGACACAGAGACGGUUCUGCAGCCGUUCGGCGAUCAUGAGUUAUGGGAAGCCAUCCUCAUCAUCAUCACCAGUGCCACUAUUGCCAUCUUUACAGUCAGCGCCAACGUCAUGGUGUGGCUGUCCUUCUAUAUGGACAAGCAACUUCAGGUCGUCAACAACUACUUCAUCCUCAGUCUGGCGACAGCCGAUAUCAUCAUCGGCGCCCUGUCUAUCCCCAUUUACACCUUGUACUUACUGCAGGGCGGUUGGAGACUAGGAAACAUCUUCUGCGACAUCUGGCUGUCAAUUGAUUAUGUUGCAUCUAACGCGUCCGUCAUGAACUUGUGCAUUAUCUGUUUCGAUCGAUUCUUGUCAGUGACUCGGCCACUUACUUACAGAGCCAAUCGAACUCCAAAGAAAGCUAAAGUUAUGAUCGCGUUGGCCUGGUUAGUAUCCGUUGUAGUUUGGAUACCACUUAUAAUUGGUUGGCAAUUCUUUUUUAAAGCAGGAAGAAACGUACCCCCAGACGACUGCUAUAUCCAGUUCCUUUAUGACGAGAUUGCUCUCAAUGUUGUUACUAUAGUUAUUGCAUUUUAUUUGCCGGUCGCACUCAUGGGAACGCUGUACUACAAAAUCUGGCGCGAAACAGAAAAGAGAUCGUUGGAGCUGGAGAGACUACAGGAAGGUGGUCAUUCCAGUGCCCCUGCCCGUCGGCUUCUUUCCAGUGAAGAUACCGAUGAAGAAGUUGGAGUUCGAGUCAGAAACACAUCAAAGUGUCUCCGUUGUCCCUGCUGUCUGAUAGCUGAUCUAGGAGAUGAAGAAGACGAUAGCAGUGAUCUAACAAUCCACCAUAACUCACCGUCCACUAUGUCUUACUCUGCCAGCCUCAAGUCACGGCGGGGAUCAAGGGCACAAGCGAUCUUACCUUCGGACUCUCCAAGACACCACACUAUCCGAGAACCUCCGAGAAGUGCCCAUCAGUUGAACGGUAAUCUAGCUGCCGCGGAAAACAACUCGAGUGAUAAUAAUAAGAGUUUCGCUGCCUCUCUUUAUACUAUACUCAUAAAGCUACCAGAUGAAAGUCCCAACGCGAGCGAGGAGGACAAACUUCCCAAAAUUACCAUGGUGGAGGAAUCGCCUCAAAGGGAACAGUCUUUGAUUCAAGAUCAAGAAGGAACUCGCCUCAUGCCACCGGAAACAAACGGAAAUGAAAAAUCAAGAUCGAAUUCUGUAGCUAGUAACAACAAAGCACCUGCAAACAGUCAGUCCAAUCUUAGCAUCAGCACCAUCUCAAUGGUGAACAAAAUGGCGGUUCGCGCCAAAACCAACGUAAAUCGCAAACGCAAGUCACAAUUGAUACGAGAAAAGAAGGCUGCGAGAACACUAUGUGCUAUUCUACUAGCCUUCAUUAUCACAUGGACUCCGUAUAGCGUAUUGGUGCUCAUUUCUUUUAGUGGAAUCAACAACGCGGCCGUCACCAGAAGUUUUGAAGUCGCAUACUGGCUGUGUUACUUAAACAGCACGGUGAAUCCUAUUUGUUACGCAUUAUGUAAUGCAACUUUUCGCAGAGCCUUUAAAAGAAUUCUAACAUGCCAGUGGACACCUCGCCACAGGAGACAACACAAGCAACGUCAGCAAGCGAAAAGGCGGGAGAGAUGAAACGAGGCCUGCCUCUGAAUUCAGAGUCAUUUAACCUGUCAGAGUUUGAUCGCUUAUCUUCCCGUACAUCGUCAUUAUAUAGAUUGUAGCUGAUUUUAUUUAUAUGAUUAAACAAUGUAGAUGUACGAUUCCAAGUAAACAGUACUUAUAUCUCAUUUGUAACGUAUGACGAAACUGGUUCAAACGUUUAGGAAGUGUCGCGCCGGAAGACAUUUUCUUAAAAUCAUUCAUUGAUAUCCACUUGAUUGAAAGCACAACCCUCUCGCUACCUUCACCUCCCCCCCCCCCCUGAUACGGCAAGACAACUGGACUAUCGACUCCCUCCUGAAACCCUCUUUGUCUAACUAUAAUUUAGUCAGGGUGAACGAAACUCUGGCAGCCAAAAUGACUCUGAGACAGAGUGCACAAAUCUUGACGUCACUAUCGUUGAUCGGCCAAAUGGAGAUCGAUCGACAAGAACAUUAAUGUCAUUCUUGAGGCCUGUUCCGACUGGAGCGUACGUUCUAUAUCGUGUGGCCGUUUGGACCCGGUCAAAGUCCUUCUUGUGCUGCAUCUGUGUGUUUCAGAAGCAGUCUGAAUCAAUCUGCACGUACAAAGAAGGGUUGGGAACCACACGGCAAUCCCCUCGUGUUUGUUGGUCGAAUCAGAAGCAAUAGACCACAAUAUAAAAGGCUGGCGCAGUCUUCCUUCAUUUUUUGUGCACUUUUAUUAAUAAAUCACUCAAUAUUGUAUUUUGAUCACUUUGUAACAAGACUGUACUUGGCUUUCGAUGAGUAAUAUUUUACUUUCAGAGUACACAAUAUUAUUUGCUAAAAGAUUUUUUUAAUUCAGUAGAUAUUCAUGUUAAAUAGUGAUAAAAUGUAUCCUGAUAGUUUAAUAUACACGGGGUAAACUAAUUUAGUUGUUAACUAUAUACAUGUAGUCAAAUCCGUUAGUAUUUAUCAAACAGGUGACUGAUUCUCAAAAUAUACAUUUUUUAUAUAUUUAUUUUUUCAGAACCAGUACGUUUCGGAAUGUCAAUAUAGUACAUACACCUAUGCCCAUAAAAUAGGAAGACAUUUUUUCCCUCUUUCCGUGAAAUGAUUGUGACAAUAUGUUUUAGUCUUGAUAAAGUAUAUAUCUUAUCAGAUUAUUAUUGAUUACUCUCCAUGACUCUCUAGAUUUAUUAAUAUAUUCUGAGAAGGCAUUAACUCUAUCUGUCAAGAAUAAAUCCUAUUGUCACAAUGAUUUCAUGAAAAGAGGUAAGAAAAUAUAUUCCAACUUUCUGGGCAACACUCUAAUUAUACUCAGGAAGUUGAUUUCUAAUAACCUAAAUAGACACAAGGAAAACACCUCAUCAAAUAAUAUUUGAACAUCGAUAGUCCUCAAAAUUUCCCAGAAUGAUACUUUUUAAGAAGACAUUGCGGACUUCAUCGCAAGUAAGAAACACAGCACCACCAUUUAGUCGACAGAGCGCCAACGUUCUUAAAGGCCUACAUUGAUCUGUUAAACCUCGUUCACGUUUAAGGUCCUCUGUUUGAAUAGAUGUUAAUGGCACGAGAUAUUGUGAUGAAUUUUAUCCCUUGGCCUUAUAAAAUAAUAACAUUGUAAUGCAAAUUUUAUGACAGCUUCACAGAAAUCACGAAAAAGGUCAAGUUUAAGUACCAUCCAUUUCAUAACAGUUGAUGGCUUUAAGAAGUAAUACUUAUCCUUAUGCUAAACAGUCCCUGUUUGUUCCUUUAUUUAAUUGUCAUCAUUAAGAUCGGGCUCGAUAGAUUUUGCGAUUCAAAAUGUUCUUGCCUAAUUCAAAUAUUCAUGCGUCAAAGACUAUAAAAUAUAUAUUUCGCGAUAUUCAAUCUCGUCGUUAUUUUAUUCUUAGACAUAGAGAUGUGCAUGACCAAAAAAGUAAUUUAUCUUGCCAGUAUUAUCUUUACUAUGUCGCGCAAAAAAGUAGUUUCCUUGUUUGCGAAAUAAGGUUAAGGAUAGAAUGCACAUGAAUGAUAGUAUCAUCCCCAAUAUGUAAAUGUAGUCAUAUCGCUUUCACCCACAUUUUAUUAUGCUUUUGCGUUCAUCUUUCAUUCUACAUCACGCUGAAUGCAGUUUCCUCCGAAUUACAUAUACCUCAUUAAUAUCACUAUAAGAUACGUUAAAGCAGAGACAUGUUAGAAGAAGUAACUCAAAAAAGGAAGGGCUUUCAUGCCUUAAUCAUGAUAUAUAUUCAAAAAGCCUUGAUACUUAACAAAUUAUUUAAAGUAUGUGUCAUAUCUUCAUGUCAUAUAGUAGGCCUAUUUCUUGAUCUAUGUAGGGAAUCGUUACUGUUCCGUUUACUCUCUGACCAACUGACCAAGCUAUCCCCAGUCGUUGAUUCGAUAACAGAAAAUAUGCAGUUUAUUUGGGCGCGUCCGAUUGAGAAGUGUUUCACUUUUCUCUCUCGCGGCUAGCCGAGCUGCAUUCCUACCCGAUGGACGUCGGCGGCUCACCGCAAAUUGGACAUGACACAGCGGGGCAGCUGCGGGUAGGUAGACUUGAGAGAUGAGCCGAUACUCUGCAAUGCUUUCCUGAAGUGUCAACUACCAAUUGUAUCACUCCAAGCAAAGCGUUGGCAUUCAAUUAACAUUCUGUCACGACAACGUGGGAAGUGUUCUGGUCACCUUUCCUUUCUUUUUUUAUUUGGAGUCAAAUCAUUGCCUUGUUUACAAAUGCCGUUUCAAAUAUACAAGAGGCAGAGAACAUGCAGUCCUUUUGUGUUUACUAUGUGAUGCAAAAGAACCCUUUGGAGCGUCAACCAACCCACUAUCAUUUCAAUUUUCCCCUACAAUUUCAAAAUGACAACUCUCAUUGACUCUGACUAGGCCUUUGGUAUGACCUCUUUUCCCUACUUUCCUCCACGAAAGCUGAAAAGGUCAAAUCAUAAAUUUGAUAUAAGGUUAAUCUUUCAUUCCUUCUUUACCUCAUUUUCAAUUACUAAGCCGUAUAUCGAAAUUAUGAGAUAUUGGUUUUCUUCCAAAAGGCAGUCUUAUUCCAAUUGAUAACGUACAUUAUCCUGUUCAAAAGAAAGAUACAAUGAGCCGACUCCAACCUUCGGCAAGACAAGAGACAUCGCCAUGACAAGAUAUUGAACUUAUAUGUAUGGACUUCAACUACUCUGACCUUUUGCCGAAGAAAUCUAGACACAUGUAAAUUUACAUUUCACUUUAAUGACGAAUCAGCACCAUAAGACUGUACAUGACGACUAUCACUGACUUUGUUUUAGACUACAAUUUUGUCCCCGGCAGACAUGAGAGGUAGGUCGUUGAUUCGAGGUAAGUUUCAAAUUGAAGUACUAUUGCACGAGGACAGAGCAUGAAUGAAAUAUACCUUUCGUCAGAAGACAACACCCCCUUAAUAUGUGAUAGUAAUGGAGAAGGAGAUAGAAGUCGAAUAAAAUUUCAAAAUUGCCUGAAAACUAGUGAUAAAACACUUGACAAUAAUUUUUUAAAAAAAGGAAGUUUAACGUUUUUAUCAAAGCAAAAAUGUAACCACCAUAUUUCGACAUGGUGUAUGAGAGGACUAUUCCUUUCUAUAUUUCGACAUCGGAUUUUGACACUGACCUUGCUAAAAGUGACACACAUCUACAGAACAGUGCAACAAGCAUUAAAUUCUAAUACACUACACUGGCUUGGGACGAAAUACUCGACUAAGCAUGACAGUGAUUCGCAAUACAGACAGCACUACGAACUCACAUUGUGACGACUACAAUCAACCGAAGAAGUGACCGGAAAUGAAACUCGAAAUUUAUACACUAGAAUAUUUAAGGAUUUCUAUAUGUUACCGGGUGUACAGAUACUUUAGAAUAAUUUUCCCCAUAACUUCAUCUUGAAUUCUAACUCGUCAUCAUUAAGAAGGAGGUAUACAACUCGACAUGGAUAAAGCACACACCCACUUGAAGAUGUCUUAGUGACUGCAUGACAGGUUUUCGACUGUAUGUGUGACGUAUUUCCGAUAAUAAGUCGAAGAUUUGGAUGACCGACCAUUGACAAUAUCAUGCUAUAACCAGGAAGCGACCAAACGUAUUUAUGACUAGAACAGGUAGGAGAAAACAAAACUAGGCCAACUACCUGAAACGCUGAAUGCAAAUUUUGUACGGAUUCUUCGUAAGAACUCAUAGACGAAAUAAUUACAACAAAAUUACGAACUGCACAUGUUAACUUAAAAAUACAAGGGGCACACUAAAGAAAAACUGCCGGAAUUGAUUCUUAAUUUUAAAAACAACCAUGCUGACGAAGACUUGACGAACUUGACUUAACUAUCAUGACUUACAGACUAUCGCAACGAUGAAAACAUGACCAUGUUGGCGGAACCUGUCUCAUUUCUUAUACGCAUUGCACAUCAGGCACCAUGUAAUAUAGGCCAACGUACGGCAGGGACUAGUUCGGUCUUUGACUGCAUUGAAUUAUGAAGAACGACAAAACGCCUAGAAUAACUUGGGAACUGACGAGUUUAAUGACGAAUAUUCAGCGAAAAUACAGACGAAUAUUGACGAAAUUUUAACGCAACACUCAUUAGAAUUAGAUGACCUCAAUGUAACAUCUUGACCGCAAAGUGUUUAAAUCAGAAAGUUUUGACGAACGUUGUGAGGAGAACUGGAAGAACAUGCAUCAGAAUUGACGGACGUACAGAGUGACGAUAACUUGACCGAAAACUUAUCGGACCGUCUAGACGAGCAUUAAGACAAAUAUUUUAGGAAACUUUCAUCAGAACCUACAGACGAACAUGAUAAAAACUUGACGAAGCACUUCACAGAACUUCUUGACGAGCAUUCUGACAAAGGUUUGACAAAACACUCGACAUAACCGGCAGACGAACAUGGUGACGAAGACUUGACAAAACCUACGUCAGAACUUAAGAACACCAUACUGCAAAAUAGUCCUACAGAUAACCAUCGUGCCCGUUGGACACAAGACGUCAUUCAAAUGAAGACUCAAAAACGAAUACUUGGCGUAACAUUGAUGAGAACUUACAGACGAGCAAAUGAGAACCUGUAUGAGAACUUACAGACCAGUAUACAGUAGUGAUUAACCCUGACAGAACCGUCAUCAAGACUUACAGAAGACUGUAACGACGAAAAACUGACGAAAACUGUUUAAGAAAUCUGGAGCGAGUAUAGAAGUGACGAAAACUGGACGGAAUCUGUAGGAAAAACUUACAGACAAGGAUACUGACAUUGACAAAAACUAACGCCACACUUACCACAGUCUUGACGUCUGGAUAGUGACAAUCGGUUUAAUAAAAGGGUUAUGAUUGAAAAGAAAUGUCCAUGUUUGGUCAGAGUCGUUGGGCUUAAAGACUUUAAUUUACCCGGCAGAACUCAAUCAAACGGGACGUUUUCGAACGACCGUUUGACACAACUGUAGGAUCAUCAUUUGACUUUUAUUAAAGGCUUAAACUAGAUGAUGUUCAGACCGACUUGAAGAAUGCAUUUUCCUACGCAUUCAGAAUGACUUAUUGACCAUUUCCUUCGGACAGAGAAGGUAUAGACAAACCAACUCAUACCAUACGUAAAUCACUUUAAUUACGGAUGGACAGAACCAGAAGGCAGUGUUUUGGGGUUUUUCGGGGACUUUUCGGUUAGAACUCUGGUCACCCGGUUCAAAGUUUAAAAAACUAUGACACAGGUUCAAAUCAGCAAGAGAGUUACUCGGACACAGAACUGAGAACUUAAAAACGACUAGGAUACUUAUACCAGGACUAUAGAGUCUGACCGAUCGGACUAGACAGUGGUCGUCUAUCUUCCGUGUGGUUACCAGCUAUAAUGACCAUUUAUGCUCAUUCAAUAGGCAAGUAACCCAUCAACCCAAGAACCUGGGCCCCGUUGCACAAAACUUACUAUUGAUGGUAACUUUUCCAUCAAUGGCAAUUACCAUGAUAACAGGGCUCAACAGCCAAUCAUAAUCAAGGUUUCCAUGGUAGCUACCAUUGAUGGCAAAGUUAUCAUCAAUGGUAAGUUCUGUGCAACGGGCCCCUGGUGUGUUGUGGCUGCUGAGGAAGCUGCUGAUCUUCAACAUCAAUGGAGUAAGACAAAGAAGACAUACAAAGUACUACAGACAAAGACAUGACUUAAUUUGAAAGAUAGAAGUCUGACAUGUACAUAUUUAACAUAGGAUUUAAACUUGCAGUAUCAAACGAUCAAGGGAAAUAGUUAACAUACUUAACUAAAUUCACAUCAGUGAUACUCUUGACGGUUGAGUUGACCCAUAAACUGACGUUGACUAUCCAAGAUGCUCGGGAGACGUGUGCAUAUGUCAAACACCUCUUCCGAGUUUACCUAUAUUGAGUGUACUGUUAUCAACGUGAAAUUAAAUCAUAUAUCAUUGGAAUGCUCUUAACACUUCAAAAUAAUCACAUAUAUUCAAAGAUAUUUUGGCUUUGACUUGUGAUAUCUAGACUUGGGCAAUCGUCGGACUCUGGAUGACUUAGGUAUUUCCUGAACCUUGACUGGGAACUUGUCACCUCGUCCCAAUAUGAUUAAAAUAAAUGUAGACUUUUCAAUAAUAAGAAUAGAGUGCUUCAUAACACAGACGUUAACGAUGACCUUCGGACUCUGACUUUAAUAUAGACAAAAUAUAUCUUAAUAGUUUUAAAUGUAACCUUCAUUGUCUUAACGUCAACUCAAAACGAACUACGACUCACCCGUUGAAAAACACAAUGACACGACUUAACUCCUUCAACCUCUGAAAACCACUUUGAAACGAUGACUUUAUACUCACGAACUGAAGAACAAUGAAUUCACCAACAGCUCGUGCAGAAGAUACCUCAACAAUAGCUGCCAUUCAGUUUGGUCAGGA